UAGAUCCAAAUAAAUGACUCGCCCACUCCAUCUCAGCUCUUCAUGUGAACGCUCAGUUUGAACGCUAAACAUGACAAUUGCGACGACGUCACGAUGAUGAUUCCAGUUAUGAUCGUUACGUGGUUCGGUAUCUCAAUCGAGGCCUGUCUGGUCUGCCACAACAUUCUCGGUGCAAUCGACUUCGGAGCCCGCCGUUCAUCUACACAGUGGGGGUGCGAGUGCCGCAUCUUUUCCUUCGGAGGUACGAAUGUGUUUGGUGGGGUUGGAAGGCAUGGUGGAAGAGUCGAAUGGUCUUUCUGUAUUCCUGUACUAUCUUACUCUUUGCCAUUGCCGAUGAGCUUUGCGUGGGGACUGGUCAAUUUCUCGUGUCCUGGGUUCUAUUGGGGAAAUCCGAUGGAAUUCCGGGCCAUGGAGAGGUCAUGAGAAUUUAUUCCAAAUACCAAAAAGUUUACGACGCACAUGAUGUUCCUUGUAAAUCUUCAAAAACCACAGUAGCAUGACUUUGUAGAAAAUGAUUAAAAUCAUAAUAUCC
This is a messenger RNA of Aspergillus eucalypticola CBS 122712, 532 nucleotides long. RefSeq lists its product as uncharacterized. The record is from RefSeq and is a predicted model, not a curated record. The coding region runs from base 94 to 423 and encodes 109 amino acids. Lineage: Eukaryota; Fungi; Ascomycota; Eurotiomycetes; Eurotiales; Aspergillaceae. The transcript is spliced from 3 exons.